CAGAAAAACUUCAAUUAUCAAAACCAAAAGAACUCCUACGCCAUCAGCAGACUCAUCGUCCAUUCUUCAUCGAUCGCCGAUUAAUCCAAGAGACAAAGCAACCACAGACGCAGAUCGAGAAGCAACAGGAGGAUGUAACAAUUGUUCAACCAGAAGCAACAAUAGAGAAAGCACAGAUAAGACAUGGCAGAUCUCGAGGGCAUUACACGAGGGCAAAGUCAACAAAAGAACUAUCGCAUGUUGAAAGUUACUCGGUGAGUGGUAGAGCCAGUGAAGUCACGCCCCAGGAUAAUGGUUUGUCGAUGGACCCCAUCCAUCAGAAACUCUCAAGAUCUGCCAACGACACACUCGGAGACUUUGAGUUUGAGGGCUCCCCAAUGACAAACGUUACACUCAAUAUUUCCACUGUAUCACGUGAGCCGUAUAUUCAGUCACGAAGGUACGGUCAGGUUGUUGAGCAAUUCAAUGGGUCACGCGCCACUGACUACCUCCGUAAGUUACGUAAAGUGGGUACAUCGGGUAGUGAUAAAGUGAGUCCAUGGAAUAGAAAUACCACUCGUCACGAUAUCUAUAAUAUCGUCGAUCAUGAACAAUUGGAGGAUGAGAGGUAUCACUUGGAGGAUAUGCUCGAGAAGAUUGAGCGUGAGGAAUACACCUACGAUGAUGAACAAAUAAAAAAUAAUACUGUUGAUGUUAAUUAUAAUGGUGGUAUUGAUUACGGGGAUGGUACGAAGCGCGGUGAUAAGGCCAGUGUACCGGAUGACGUGGUCAGUCGAUUUUUACGAAUUAUUGAGAAUCAACACUUGUUGGGGGAGAAUUGUACUGCUGGUACUGACUUGAAUCUUGGUGAGGGAGUUGUUGAUCAGUAUGCGCAGGAGAGAUUUAGGCUUGAGGCUAAUUUAGCGGUUAAUCGGGCUAAUAUGCUCACGAGAUUGUGGAAGUAUGCGCCCAAUGUGAUGAUGUCCUCCGAAUAUCUACUCCACGCCAGUGUUCUGUCGAUGGUUGAAUUCGAUGAGGACAUAUUUGCCGCUGGUAAUUGUUACGACAAAAUGCAGUACAAGGAGCACUGGUUGUACUGCCCUUUUGCUCACCGACUCCAGGAUCAUGAUGCAGUUCUCGUCAAGGAUCUCGCUGUCGAGUACAAGUAUCUCAGCAACAGCAGCGAGUGGUUUUUCAUUGCCCGGAAAAAUGCUGAGAGGGUCAUCGCUAGUAAUAAUCAAUUUAGUCGGGGCUUUCACACUUACACGCUCAAUAAUACAUCUCACACGGAUCGCAUUGAGGAUGAAAUUCUUACCGUGAGGUAUGAGGAUGGUCGAUGGUCAAAACCAUAUUAUGACUGCGGUGGUGGAAACAUCUGGAUGCUGACAUACACUGUACCUUUUUUUGGAUACGCCAACGACUCAUAUUUCUUCAAAGGCACUAGUGGAAUCGACAUCGAUUUACGUCGAGUUGAUAUCGAUCAGUGUCCCGUACCACUCGGCUCUUCGGCAAUCAACAUUUUUGCAGCUAGUGACAAGUGCAAAAAACGCACUACCGAGUGCAUCGCAAUCCCUGGACUUGGAUUUCGCCGAGGGAGUUACCGAUGUGUUUGUAAACGUGGAUUCUAUUAUCCCGACACAAAAUCUCCAGAACGAUAUUACAAUGGUACAGUUAUCGAGGAGGAAUUCGAAAAGCUCAUGGUGGGGGAGGACAGCCAAUAUUCACUGGAUGGUGUUUUCGAGUGUCUACCAUGUGCUGAGGGUUGUGAAUCAUGUAAGGAUGGCUCACCCUGCGUCGUAUCCCUAAAUUGGCUCAUGAGAACUGCUAUUCUCAUACUGGAAUGCUGCAUUAUUGCCUGUUUACCAGUCGUCAUUCUCUUCACAUGGAAAUUCGGCAACGUCAAGGUCGUCAAAGCUGCCAGUCCGGUGUUACUGCGAGUCAUACUACUCGGUGCAUUUUUCAUUUAUUGCACGACGAUCGUUAUGUACCCACGACCGAAUGUAGUCACCUGCACCAUACGUGUCUGGCUCCGGGAAAUCGGUUUCUCUCUCACUUACGGUGCACUGAUGCUGAAAACAUGGAGAAUAUCUGUUAUAUUUCGGGUGAGGUCAGCAAAAGCAGUUAAGAUAACGGACAUGAACCUGCUGAAACGGCUUGGAAUAAUAGUCACGAUAUUCAGUGUAUUCCUUGGAAUUCGUACAGUUGUGGCGCCUCCGGUUGUUAUCGUCGGACGUACUGCCGAUGAUCUCAAAGCAUAUCUGUGUCAAACUGACUGGUGGGAUCACAGCUUUACAACACUUGAAGUGAUGUUCCUGGUGUGGGGUAUAAGACUGUGCAUUGUAGUCAGAAAAGCACCAUCAGAAUUCAACGAGAGUCGUUUUAUCUCGAUGGCUAUUUACAACGAAUUUCUCUUGUCUGUCUUCCUAAACGUGUCAAUGCUAUUUCUUCAGUCACCUGCCAAUCCAGACUUAUUGUACAUUAUCUUCUUCUGUCACACGCAAUUGACCGUAACUCUGCUACUCUGUUUGAUAUUCGGUAGCAAAGCUUACGUCGUAUUUCGUGGCGGUGGUAAGGAGGACACAAUUGGAAAGCUUCCAGGUACCACUGGCAAAUUUAUUGGCAAAACGUGUCGGGCACAGAAGGCCACCAACCAAACCAACUCAAUUUCCUUGCAACAGGCUAAUUUUACGGAGGAAGGAGACGGUAUUAUGGAGGAGUUUCGACGUCUUUAUGCUCAACUCGAAAUACUGAAAGAGAAAAAUAUGCGCAUGGGUAAUCGACAUCUGACAGCAAAAAUAUUGGCCAUGCAGGAAGCAGCUAACCGUGCUGAAACCCAGAUAUCCACAAUUCAAGCUAUCUCCUCGACCCUGAGAUUAAACGAUAUAAGUGUCACAACCGUUGAAGAAUCCACUCUACUCUUCAAGAGCGGAAGUGAGUCAGGUGUUGAGAGUUAUCGCGAGACGGAAGCCAGAAAUGGUAAGUCAAAAAAGUUAUUAUGUCAAAAAUCGACGGAGAAAGACAAUUGUCAAAUCUCCGAUGAAGUGCCAUCAACUUCCAAGGAUAAAGACAAUGACAAUGACCAAAUUUGUGAUGAAAAAAUUCACGAUAGUGCUGAGGAUAAACAGAGUACCGGCGAUUGUGAAAUUAAUGAAAAUACUUUGGAUAAUAAUGUCUCGUGCACUGGGACGAAUAAUUGUGAAGUUGGUGUAGCUGAACCUGAGGAAAAUGAACAUUUAGAAAUUAAAAAGUCAGAUCAUCCUCCUACACUUCCCAUUAUUAUAAAUCUUGAUGAUAACAGCAGGUACUCGGAAGAAGUGAUUGUUUAAUUUGUGAAAUCGAGAAUCAUCCGGUUCUUUUAAAUCUACUCGUUUAACGUGUUUCAUUUACAGAGUGGCUCAAUUAUUAUUAUUGUUUGGUAAUUUUAGUAUUCCGAGUAUUUCAGCUCAAAUAAAAUUACGCAGGAUAUGGAGAUGAAUAUUUUUAUUUUUCAAGUGUAUCAUUACUCAGUACAACGCUUCGGGGCUUCAGUAAAAAAUUUCAUGGAUUAUUAUUGAAUGUACAUUGUACAUAUAAUGUAUAGUUCACUAUCAAUAACUGGAACACCUUUCUUUUUAUAUCGUGCUUCCUAGCGAAUAUUUUAUUCGAAUAGUAAAUGAGGAAAAUAACUUAUUAAGACAUCCAGCGGCUUACGAAGAAUUUAACGUUCUCUCUUGUGAUGAUUAAUAAUGAUUAGUAAUUAAUUAAUUGAUUUUGGUCGAUAUUGGAGAAAUUGUAUGGGCCUCAUCUGGCCUCAUCUGGCCUCUGUGAAUAUUAAUGUACAUACGCUUAUCAUGUACAUAAUAAAUAAUACUUCAAUUAUCAGAUAUUUAAUCUUAAUGUACUUGCCGGAUUCUUCAAUAAGUAUUGAAAUUAACACGGGUUCAUAGAUUAGGGGACCUCGAGCAAAAUGGAUCGAUGAAAAAAAAAUUAUAAUUCACAUAAUUCAUCAUGAUAACGUCCGCAAAAUAUAUAAUCCAUUUUUGAAUAUAUAGAAAUGGUUAAUGCAAAGGUAAACAGUAACGGAAAAUCAUUUAGUUGAAGACAAUAUUAUCUAUGAAAUUUCUGUUAAAUUCUCAAAUAGCAAUUGAACAGAAAAAUUUCACCGGUCCAUCUUGCCCCAGUCUCCCCUAUGUGUUAAUUUAAUUAAUUUCUGAUGUGGAUGUACAAUUGUAUAUAUGGGAUUAAAAUUUUAUGGAGUUGUAUAUUUUUGCUGAAUAAUACAAUGGAGGGGUGAAUCGAGGAAAUGAGCAAGCUUUCAUUCGUGGUACAAUAGAUGGAUUCUCUAUAGAUAGCCAAUUGAAGGAGAGAAAAGAGAUCUUGUCUUAUUACGUUUGAACUGAUGAAAGUUUGUUCUCCUUUCUGCCUCAAUAUAAAUUCCACGAGUUCCAGCGUUUUCUCUAAUUCAUUGGAUUUCUGUACAUAUAGAUUUAAAUCGUGUAAUUUACGAUUAAUACCGUAAUAACGUGCAUGCAUCGAACCGAAAAUAUUGAAAUCUCGUACAUUUUAACUUGAUUUGAGUAUACGAAUAGAUUAAUUUCCAGCGUAAUGUAUAUGCAUGAAUUGAGAAGGGAAUUAAUCGAUUCAAGUAUAUAUUUAUUUGCGUGUACAGGAGGAUAGGGGUAUUUGUUUUAAUGGGAAUUCAGGUUUAUUCAAGGUCACGGUCACAAUGGGUACCUUGAUCUGAGCCCCAAAAAAGGGAUCCACUGCGAUUGUUAUUCUUUGAAAAAUGGAAUGGAAAUCAAUGGGUGAUAUUAUCAACUGAUGCUCAAUAUAAUUCACGAUUUGUUCGACCUGUUUUCGAUGUGGUGAUCAAUUUUUUUGUCACUGGCAACAGCUUUCGGAAGAUAUCAAUUCAAUUUUCUCAUACUUGAGGUAUUAUCAAUUUUUAUGAUACAUUGUGAGCCCACUAAACCAACAACUUGCUCGAGUCCCGAUGAGACUCGAGUUUUCAAUUAAAGAUUGCAUCUUCAGAUUGUAGGGGAGAACGUAAAGAAUUCUACUUGCAAUAACGCUGCGACGAGUUUUCCAAUCGAUAGGAUAAAUUGGGGUGGCGUGCAAGACUUUUAAAGUAUCGGAGAUAAUGAGAGAUUACUGUUACAAUGGGUAAUGCACAUUUUUUAAAAUCUUAUUGCGAUAUGAAUUGUUGCGUAGAUGAGAAAUAGUAAUUGAAGAGUCAAUUUGACGAGAAAAAUGUACAUUGCGUGUGAAUUUAUUGCACUUUGGCGAAUGAGAAUCCAUAGUUUUUAAAAAUUGCUCAUGUCGCUAGUAAUAAUAGCAAUUAUGUGUAAAUAACGUGUAUAAUAUAUAUAAGUUUGUGUGUCAAAGUGUGGGAAUUGGUUAUUAAUUGAAUAAUACAUUCACAUUGGUUUUUCGCUAUAUCAGAGUCAUAUCAAGAGCACAAUUACGUGCACACUAUUAUUCUUCCUGCAUGAAUUUACUUCAUCAUUCUAUCUAUUGAAAAUUAUAUCGCCGGAAAUAAUUGCAAAUGUCGGCAUAAUUAUUUUCCGGGACAGUAUACACCAGAAACGGCGAAACAUGUGUUUAAAAAUUACUGCACAUGAAUAAUUAUAUGGAAUACUCCAAUAAAUGGAUAAAUAUGUAAAUCAUGAACGGCUGUAAUAUUCAAUAAAAAUUAACAUGUACGCCACGAUCAGAUACGAUGCAAUGGAGCGGAAAGAGUCACGGAUGGAUGGAAUCUCUCUAAAAAAAAAAACACCUAUCGAGUGUCCGAAGCGAUGAAAAAAAAUGUAUUGUCAUGUGAUUAUCAAAUGUAUCUCCAAACUGAUUGUAUGAUAAGAUAAAUGUUAUGGGUUAUGAAUAAAAUCCACAGAUGUGUAACUGACAGAUUAAUCAUCUGCAGAAAAAAAUUGAUAUCGAUUAUUUCGCGUUUUAA
Molecule: messenger RNA, 5911 nt
Organism: Fopius arisanus
Lineage: Eukaryota; Metazoa; Arthropoda; Insecta; Hymenoptera; Braconidae
Product: probable G-protein coupled receptor 158
Exons: 12
Coding region: 303-3305 (1000 amino acids)
Biological process (GO): G protein-coupled receptor signaling pathway
Cellular component (GO): membrane
Molecular function (GO): G protein-coupled receptor activity
Source: RefSeq, a predicted model, not a curated record